GGAGCUGCUGUCAGGAAUUUUACGUGAACGCUGAGGUGCUUUCGGCAGAUUUCUCACCUGGACACUGACGAGGCGAGCAGGAUGGACUUCACUUACUUUUGGUUCCUUGCCACGACUCUGAUGUUGUUCCACCAGUACCAAGCCUCUGCCUUCUCUGUUACAAGCCCUACAGUGGAGGACGGCCCCCUGGUGCAGCUCACCCACACAGCCCACCGGCGGGAGAAACGCUGCUCUUGCGAGAACCAGAAAGACAAAGAGUGCAUUUUUUUCUGCCACAUUGGCAUCGUCUGGGUCAACACUCCAAGCCACGUUGUUCCUUAUGGAUUUGGAUCGCUGCGACUCAGGAGGGACCUCGGCCGCUGCAUCUGCACGGACACACAGGACACAGAGUGUGUGAGCUUCUGCUCUCUCCGGACACAAACAGAAGGGGAAAGCGUUGUGGUGAAGAGGAAGACUGACAAACAACUGAAGAGAUACAGAGCUGCAUUCUGGGAAAAAAGGAGCCGACAUGCACUCAAACACCAGACCUGA
Molecule: messenger RNA, 531 nt
Organism: Seriola dumerili (greater amberjack)
Lineage: Eukaryota; Metazoa; Chordata; Actinopteri; Carangiformes; Carangidae
Product: endothelin-1-like
Exons: 4
Coding region: 82-531 (149 amino acids)
Biological process (GO): vein smooth muscle contraction; regulation of systemic arterial blood pressure by endothelin; regulation of vasoconstriction
Cellular component (GO): extracellular region
Molecular function (GO): hormone activity; endothelin B receptor binding
Source: RefSeq, a predicted model, not a curated record